AUGCAGUCGAGCCAAGUUUUUUUUGCUGUCCCACGUCAAGAGUGGGAGUCUGUGUUUCCCUUCCCUCCUCCUCUUCCAGCUUCCGCCGCCUUUCCUCAGAGCGUUUGUUUUCCCCCUAUUUCCCCAUUUAUCCUGCCGCUGCGCCUCCCGCCCGCGGUGCCCGCGCCGCUGCGCGGGCACGCGCGGCAGAGCUGGGCAGACCCCCCAGCAGCGGUGUGCGCCGCCGUGGGGCACGCCGCGUCUUGUCCUUCGGCAGCCGAUCCUUCUGCCACUGCUCAGGAGGGGAAAAAACACAGACACAAUUAA
Molecule: messenger RNA, 306 nt
Organism: Prorocentrum cordatum
Lineage: Eukaryota; Dinophyceae; Prorocentrales; Prorocentraceae
Source: the annotation of a GenBank genome assembly